Messenger RNA from Ilex paraguariensis (yerba mate), 375 nucleotides. The record is from the annotation of a GenBank genome assembly. Lineage: Eukaryota; Viridiplantae; Streptophyta; Magnoliopsida; Aquifoliales; Aquifoliaceae.
AUGAAGAGGAGGCAGAGAAACGUGGCCGGAAAUGGAACGCCGGCAACGAAGAGGAAAGUGAAAAGGGUGGCUGAGAAGGUGGAAGAGGAGGAGGAGGAGGUGGUGGUGGUAGAAGAGAGGAAGGAUGGUGGGGAAUGCGUCAGGGGGCCGGUGGAGGAGAAUCCGGAGAUGGUGGUUGAGUGGGAGGAGUGGCAGUGUUGGUGGAGUUCUGCAGUGGAUGAGCUGAUGUCAUGGGGCGCAGUGUGGUGCCCAUUUUGGGAUGUGGUGGAGUUCAUGGGUGAAGACUGUGAAGCUUACGAUGCAUUGUAUAGUGAUGUUGUUUGGGAUUAUGAUGUUUGGGAUUUGAAAGGUAUCAAUGAAGUUCCGAAGCCAUGA